AUGGACCCGCGAAAACCACCCGAGUAUAUUAUUGAAGUCUUUGCAGACCCCGCAUCUGUCAGAGAUGUCCUUAAAGGUAUCCUUCAUACAAUUUUCUUCCACCGAUAUUUCCCCUGUGUACGCCCAGAAUCAUUCGACGUCCUCGACCUUACCCUCCCCGCUAUUGACGACCAUGAACUUGAGACCCUGAUCGAUUCUCGCGUAAACACUCUUUUCCGACAACACCUCUCUCCUACACCGAAUUCCCCAAAUAGUGGUGUCCGUGGGCGCAUAGCAGUGAAAUUCUUCGAGAAGAAGCGUAGGAAGGCGGGUUUAUGGUUCGGAGGCCUCGCUGGCAACAAUGAAGAAGAAGUGUGUUGGGAGACAUGGACUCUGAACGUAACGAUGGCUACUCCGAGAACUGAGGCAGACCGUGCAAAGACCCGGAACGCCAUGGAAAAGACGCUACAUACGGCGGCGUUCAGGAUACUCGCCAUUGUCAACCAAGGGAAAGAUCAUAUACCACCCAUAACUACAAGUGACGCAAAUCCGUUUCCUUACCAAAUCAUUUUGAACCCGAAGCCUGAAAAUUGGAGCAACCGUCUUGGCCUCUACUGA
This is a messenger RNA of Ophidiomyces ophidiicola, 597 nucleotides long. RefSeq lists its product as uncharacterized. Bases 1 to 597 code for a protein of 198 amino acids. The transcript is spliced from 3 exons. Gene Ontology annotation, biological process: autophagosome assembly; autophagy. The record is from RefSeq and is a predicted model, not a curated record. Lineage: Eukaryota; Fungi; Ascomycota; Eurotiomycetes; Onygenales; Onygenaceae. Gene Ontology annotation, cellular component: phagophore assembly site.